AUGUUGCUGAUUAAAAAAAAACUGAACAUGCCUUUUAUACCCAGUCACCUACGCGACCUAGACCGCUUGGUAAUUAGCCGAACCACCUCCUCUACCUCGUCCUCCUCUCCUUCCUCCUCAUCAACUGUUUCCUCCUCUUCCUCCACACUCUCCCCUCCCCAUCCCAUUCCUUCUUUUUGCCCUUCCUCUCCCCGUUACCUCCACCCCUACCUCCUGCACCCCCACUUCUCCCUACACCUCUAUCCCCUCCCUUCCCCUUGUUUCCCUUCUCAGCCCCACCCUUCCCGACAGUCUUUGAACCCCCGCCCUCUGCCCGCGAUUCCACACCACGCCUCCCCAUAUCCACCGUCGUACAAGCAGCAAGCAAUGACCGUCCACUCUGCAUGUGCCGUCCACUCUUCGUCCCCCCAUUUGCCUCUGGCGCCCGAACCACCAUUCCCUUCCCUCCGCCUUCCCCUCCUCCCCUCCCUCCCUCCCCUCCCUCCUGCACUCGUCCACACUGUAGAUAGAUCUGAGGCAGCAGUGGUGUGCAGGGAGGGUGUGUGCAGGGAGGGUGUGUGCAGGGAGGGUGUGUGCAUGGAGGGUGUGUGCAUGGAGUGUGUGUGCAUGGAGGGUGUGUGCAGGGAGGGUGUGUGCAUGGAGGGUGUGUGCAUGGAGGGUGUGUGCAGGGAGGGUGUGUGCAGGGAGGGUGUGUGCAUGGAGGGUGUGUGCAUGGAGGGUGUGUGCAUGGAGGGUGUGUGCAUGGAGGGUGUGUGCAUGGAGGGUGUGUGCAUGGAGGGUGUGUGCAUGGAGGGUGUGUGCAUGGAGGGUGUGUGCAUGGAGUGUGUGUGCAUGGAGGGUGUGUGCAUGGAGGGUGUGUGCAUGGAGUGUGUGUGCAUGGAGUGUGUGUGCAUGGAGUGUGUGUGCAUGGAGUGUGUGUGA
Molecule: messenger RNA, 921 nt
Organism: Closterium sp. Naga37s-1
Lineage: Eukaryota; Viridiplantae; Streptophyta; Zygnematophyceae; Desmidiales; Closteriaceae
Source: the annotation of a GenBank genome assembly